Epinephelus fuscoguttatus (brown-marbled grouper) is the source of this 4158-nucleotide messenger RNA. Its product is annotated as thrombospondin-type laminin G domain and EAR repeat-containing protein-like. The coding region runs from base 249 to 2396 and encodes 715 amino acids. NCBI's taxonomy places the organism in Eukaryota, Metazoa, Chordata, Actinopteri, Perciformes, Serranidae. The transcript is spliced from 13 exons. Gene Ontology annotation, biological process: signal transduction. The record is from RefSeq and is a predicted model, not a curated record.
GCACAGAUGCUCUGGGACUCUCCAUCUGUGAAUGUUAGGUAGCCAGAGCAGCCUUUGAUGGUUUUAAAAAGUUUGUUGGCUAGACGUGCUUCUCUGAGAAUGCUCCCUUGGAUCAAUAUGAAGAACGCACAGUCUCCUGGUGUGUGUUGUCACCUCUGAUAGAGACAAAAGGAGCAAUACAUAGAGAGAUAUCUUUAAAAUGGAGACAUUCGCACCAGCUGGCAACUGAACCAAACAGGCUUUCUGUGAUGACAUCGCUCAUAUUGGUGCACUUCCUUCUCCUGGGGUUAAGGGUCAUCGACACCACUGCAGACACAUGGAGACGCUGCACAGAUUUGCUCCCUCUGGAUCUUCUGUCUUUUGUCCUGGAGAGGGACACCUCCAAACUCGUCCCGGGGGUGCACAUGAAGCAGACUGGAGGCGUGAGGGGUGUGCAGUUAUCAAGCCCUCAUACCUCCAUGAGCUUUCUCUCCUCCCAGUUGCUGGCGAACUGUGAACUUUUGUCCACAGAAUUCUCCAUCGUUGUGACGCUCAAAGUCGGUCGCAUUGCAUCCCAGAGAAAUGAAUACAUCUUUUCCUUGAUGGAGCCAAAAAAUGCAGAUAAAACAGGAGCGGGGCAGAAGGAGGAAGAGGAGAUCAUUAAAGGGGACAUUUUGGAAAAGAAUAAAGAAGAAGAGCAACAUGAAGAGAGGGGGAAGGAGAGGCGAGUCCAGAGUACUGACGAACGUGGACGGGUCAUCCUGGGAAUGAGGCUCUCGAGAAAACUUCUGCAUUUCUUUUUGAAAAGUCACGGAGGGGUCGUAGAGCAUUGGGGGUUUCGAGGCGCUCGGCUGGCUGACAACCAGUGGCACACUCUGGUUUUAGUUGUUGCCAGUCAUCGUGUGAAGCUCACAGUGGACUGCAGCUCACCCCAGGAAAUAAUUCCCUCCAGGCCUUUACCCUCAGACCUCAACAUUGAGGGAUCGAGAUUCCACAUUGGCAGUCGGGGGAGAUGGAAAGGCUUGUAUUCAGGUCUGUUGCGACAGCUGGUUUUGGUGCCAGGUUCAGAUGCUACCCAUCAUGUCUGCCCCUCCUCAGACCCCCAGCUAGCAGCUCUGUCAGUACCACCACUUCUCUCAGACUUAUCUGUCACAGGAAGGGAGGACGGCGACCAUGUGACUUCCUAUGAAACAGAGCGGGUGUCAGUGGGGCUGGAGCAGUCAUGCUCAGAGUUGCAGCAGGGCCAGAUGUGGUUCAAUCCGCACAGGAAAGGCCUCUACCUCUGCGACGGUACAGUGUGGAUCACUGUGUUAGAGGAUCAUAAACGACUGGACUAUGUGGUGGAGCAUCAAGUCCUCACCACCAGCUCAGAGACACAUGAUGUAGAGGUGUUCCAGGUACCUGGCAUGGGUUUGAUGGCUGCUAUGGCUCAUCGGUCAGCCUCUGGCUCCGCUGUAUAUCUGUGGGGUCGCACAGGUUUCCAGCUCUACCAGAAUAUCAGCACAUAUGAAGCUUUGGCUUGGAGACACUUCAGCAUGGGCAAGAAGACAUUUCUGGUGGUGUCUAACUCUGGAGGGGGGACAGACAAGCGUAAACACUCAGAGACUGACAUAUCUGUGAUUUAUAAGUGGAGCAAAAGAAGGAAACGGUUUGUGCAGUUCCAGACUCUGCAGACCCUCUGUGCCCGGGACUGGGAGGCCUUUAACAUCAAUCGGCAAACCUAUCUUGCUGUGGCCAAUCACAGACAAGGUGAUAAUAACCACACUAUCAACAGUGUGAUAUACAAAUGGAACAAGUUAACAAAGUCUUUUGAGGUUCACCAGAUGCUGCUGACCUCAGGGGCCUAUGACUGGGAGUUCUUCACAGUUGGACCGUACCAUUUCCUGGUGGUCGCAAAUGCCUUUGAUGGGGUGACCACCUCUGUAGACUCAGUCAUCUACGUUUGGGUCAGUGGAAGCUUCCAGGUGUUUCAGACAAUUAAGACAUUCUGCGCCACAGACUGGGAAAUGUUUCAGAUUGGCAGCAGAGUCUUCCUCGUCGUUGCCAAUGGACACAGACUCCAUGGUAACGGACCGAGUCGAUACGCCAUCAACUCCACUAUCUACGAGCUGGACAUGAUUGGACGCCUGUUCGUCCGCUUCCAGGAUAUUGUCACCUACAGUGCGGUGGACUGGGAGUUCUUCACCCUCGGGGAGGAAUAUUUUCUGGUUGUUGCUAACUCCUUUAACGGAGAGUCCUACUCUCUCAACAGCAUUCUCUACAGGUGGCAGGGAUAUGAAGGAUUUGUUCCUGUUCAUUGGCUCCCAACCAUUGGGUGCAGUGACUGGGAGUUUUUCAGCUCUAAAGGAGAAUCGUAUCUGAUCUAUUCUAGUGCCAAAGCACCUCUCUCCAAAGUGUUCAAGCUGAAAACCUACUAGGGCCAAAAAAAUAGAGUGUGCAUGUAGCUUUGUGUACUGUAUUCAUGUGUGUGUACAUGUUGUCAUUUUAUGUAAGUGUCUGUGUGCUCCUGUGUGAGAAAAUCUUUGCAAUACUAUUUGAAAUGUGUGAUUGAGUUUAAAGGUAUACUAUGCAGGAUUGUUGGCUGUGCAACAUGUUCGCCAGCAGAAGUGAAAGGAAAAGCCAGCCCCAGGUUCACUCUCGUUUGGUGUUUCGAUUCAAACAGUAAAGUUGCAGCCGGAAAACUUAACUCAUUUAUUUAUUUAAUUUAAUAUCUUAAGUUUGUUGAACUUGUUUUCUCAAGGUUAGUAAACUUAACUCAACUCAAAGUACAUUCUCAAAACUCAUGAGCCGAUCUAUAGGUGUACUAUGCUUGCCAGCGGAAGUAAAAGUAAUAGCCACACUGAGAUUUGCUCUUGUUUAGCUUUGUCUCACUAUAUUUGUGUGGCUUUUUCUGCCAGUCUGACACCUGGCAGCUACCUUUUUAUGAAGCCCCGCCCUCACCUGAGUACCAAAGGGGUACACACUGCAGAAAAAUACACUGCCACACACUUCUAGUGGGUCAUAAGUGAUGAUUGAAAGCAUAGGUAGAUUUCCGUGGGGACACAGGGUACAUGUCCCUCUCAAUAUUUGGAACUUGUGCAUUUAUCCCCCCCACAACAGACUUUUAUUCUGAUGAAAUUAAAGGCAUUUCCACCAUAAUUUGAUGUACAAUAUGCACAAAUUCAUGCAUAAAAGUUCACCAGAAUGCAGGAAAUUUAGGGUUUGAUGCUCAAAAUUCCUUGGGGGUGGACCCCAAACCCCAUUUCAUAUGUGAGUCUAUACACUGUUUCUUUGGAAAAUCCUGCAUAGUAUAUCUUAAAGUAAAUGUGCCUUUACAAUACUGUGCCUCAAUUUACAUACAGUCAGGACUGUAGGAACCAUUAAGGUCAUGACCUUAAUAUUGUUUCUAAAAAAUUGGCAGUUUAAUAGCUUGCAGAGGAUUUUACAUUCAACAGAAAUUGCACAUGGUGACUUUUGAAGAAUGAUUUUGGUAUUUCUUGGAGUAAUUAUCUUUCAAUAUGACAGCUUUCUGCAAGAAUUAUUAGAUUAAAUUGAUAUAUGAUAAAACGAUGUAGCAUUUCUUCACAAUAAUAACAUCCAAGAUUAUCCUAAGGUUUUGAAACUGGUGCAGAUGACGAAAUAAAUGACUGAAGAAAAUGAGAAAAAAAGUAAAGUAAAAAGAAAAUUCCAGAGACUUUUUUUCCACAAAUGCCCUUAAGUCCUAAAGGUUGUGGCUAGAAUAAUUUGGUAUUAUAUUAUAAUAUAAGCAUGAUCGUAGCAGAAGACCUUUAUUUGAACAAAAUUAAAGACAUUUACAAAAUAAGUUGAUGCAGAAAAUGCACAAUUUGAUGCAUCAGCAUUCACCAGAAUGCCUGAAAUUAAGUGUGUGGUGCUUAAAAUUUCCCCAUUUUAAAUGUGUCUCCGCUGAUGUUGAAACAAACCUACACUCUGGACCUGUACCUCAUUUCAACACAACUAUCACAAGCACAAUAUUUUAAUGGUAAUAUAUAGAUACUUGUUUGCAUUGUUUGACAGAAAUUAUUACAACUCUAGACAGUCUCCGUAAGAUGUUCAUGAUAUUUAACAUUUUGUUCAGUAACUGGAAUGUGUGUUCUCAUAAACAAUGGACUGAUUGUUACUCGUUGCCUCUGACUGCAUGGAUUAUACAUAACAAGUGACAGUAAAUUAUUGAAAUUACAA